Syzygium oleosum is the source of this 648-nucleotide messenger RNA. RefSeq lists its product as uncharacterized. The record is from RefSeq and is a predicted model, not a curated record. The transcript has 3 exons. Bases 115 to 372 code for a protein of 85 amino acids. NCBI's taxonomy places the organism in Eukaryota, Viridiplantae, Streptophyta, Magnoliopsida, Myrtales, Myrtaceae.
CGAGAACCCUCCCGUCAUCAUCCUAGCCUGUCUCCCUCUUUUCAUCUUCCUCGUCCUUCCUUUCCGCUCUGCAGUUUCUGCGAAUUCCCGAACCGAAGCGAGCGAGAAGCCAGCAUGAUCAGCAUUCUAGCUCGGGAGCGCCUGCUUGGGGCUGCCCUGGGAGGCACGCUCGCCGGAGCGAUCGUACUCGAGGAACGGAAGAGGAUAUACCGGUCCGUUUCCGACGACCGGUCCCGCCUCGCCGCCCACGCUCAGACGAGAGAGCCGAUAUUUGGAAGAGAAUUUCGGUCAGAAUUCGCACACCUGUGGAACAAGUCAGUGGAUAGGACGUUGCGACCUGUAAUUGAGUAUCUUAGCUCUCGUGGGUGGUAGAAAAAUCUGAGUUCUUCUCCCAAUACAUGGAAUUUCAUAAAUUUUUUUGAAAUAACUUCUGUAAUGUCCUUCCUAUUUUUGUAUCUCUCCAUUUCCUCUUUAAUGGACCUGCUUCUUCAGCUAGGCCCAUCGGAUAUGAACCUGGUUAUAGUUUUCCCUGUGCCAAUAUCACUUCGAUGCUUUUGUCUUUCUCUUUUUCCUCAUUGUAUCAUUAACGAGGUUGAAACUGAAUCCUUUGGACCUUCCAUUUCAAUUCACUGAAUUGGCUUGUGAAUC